UUUCCUUCCCUUACGAAGUUAAUUAUUUGUCAAUAGUUUGUAACGUAAUCGAAACGUAAUUGUUUACUAACGAAUUCUUUGUAUUGUUUACAAUGAAACUUGUUUUUAAGUUAUUGUUUAUUUUAAGUAUAAAAUGUACAGGAUUCGUACAUUCAGCAUCACCUCCUUUAAUUCUUACACCUUUCAUUGAAGAAAAUAAAAUCGAUGAUGCGAGAAAGCUUGCCAGUGUUGACCCAUUACUGUUUCUUAAUGUGACUAGUUAUUCAGGAUUCCUCACGGUUAACAAAGUAUACAAAUCGAAUAUGUUCUUCUGGUAUUUCCCCGUUCCUGAUAAGCCACUUGACAAAACGCCUUGGAUUAUUUGGCUGCAAGGAGGGCCUGGAACCACCAGUCUUGCUGGAGUUUUCGACGAAGUCGGACCGUUUGAAUACAAGAAAGGGUCAGGCUUAAAAAUGCGCAAAUUUUCAUGGUGGCCAGAGUAUUCUAUGGUGUUCAUCGACAAUCCCGUGGGCACAGGGUUUAGCCACAGCAAACAAAUUGACGGGUUAGCAACCAACAUGGAUAUGUACUCCACCCAGCUGUACUCUGCAGUACGGCAGCUGGUGCUGCUGUUCCCUGAGCUGAGAUCGAGUGAGCUGUAUGUAGCGGGCGAGUCCUACGCCGGACACUACAUACCGGCCUUGGCAAAUAAAGCUAUCCAGGAGAUGGACGAUAGUACUUACGGAAAGGCGCCUUUCAACUUGCAGGGUUUAAUUAUGAGUAAUCCUGUCUUGGAUAGAGAAGGGCUGACAGAUUUUACAACGAUGUUCUACAACAUGGGACUGUUGGAUAGACAGGGCGUGAUCGCCGUCACUCCUCUGCAGGAACAGUUCACGCAGGCGGUACGAGAUGGUAAUUCCAGUGCUGCUGCUCAGCUUCACACGCAAUUGUUUAAAAAGUUACAAGUCAUCUCGUCUAGUGUAUUCGAGAAUUACGACCAUUUGAAGGAUUUUAUGGAAUAUGUCGCGUUAGAGAAAGUUCGCGCGGCGCUGCACGUCGGUGACACGAAGUUUGUAUUCACCAACAUGUGGGUGCACGCGGCGCUCUACGAUGAUUUCUUGACUUUAAUGUCGCCUGUUAUGAACAAUGUUUUGGAACGUUAUAGGGUCCUGAUAUUUUGCAGUCAGUUGGGUCUGACUACGCCAUGCGCGGCGGCGGCUGAGCGCAGACGUAUUAUCUGGCGCUGGCGGGGCCGAGACCAGUUCCUGCACGCGCCGCGCACGCCCUGGUGGCAUAACGAGUCGCACGCCGGAUUCGUUAAAAGUGGAGGUGGAUUUACAGAAGUUCUCCUUCUGGAUGCAGGUCAUUUUGCACCUAUUGACAAACCACAGCAGGUGCAGCAGCUAGUGUCGUACUUCAUCAGGGGACUGGAUCUGCCGAUGCCACCGAACUAUCAGGUGGAUCCAGCGAAUACUCCAGAGUAUACCGUACCGGAUAACCAAAAUGUCGUACCAGAUUUGACCAGGACCGAUUUUAGAACCGGUUUUAUUGUUAGCGUUUUUGUAAACGUUGUUUUUGUUUUGGGUUUUCUUGCUCUGGCUUUAUUCGCUUAUUGGAGAAGGGGCGAGGAAUUCUCUCAUACACCUCUUUUUGGCGGCACUUUUUAAUCAAUAUGCAAAAAAAAAAA
This is a messenger RNA of Papilio polytes (common Mormon), 1666 nucleotides long. RefSeq names its product venom serine carboxypeptidase-like. The record is from RefSeq and is a predicted model, not a curated record. Gene Ontology annotation, molecular function: serine-type carboxypeptidase activity. The transcript is spliced from 8 exons. Bases 93 to 1646 code for a protein of 517 amino acids. Gene Ontology annotation, biological process: proteolysis. Lineage: Eukaryota; Metazoa; Arthropoda; Insecta; Lepidoptera; Papilionidae.